Messenger RNA from Closterium sp. Naga37s-1, 3567 nucleotides. The record is from the annotation of a GenBank genome assembly. Lineage: Eukaryota; Viridiplantae; Streptophyta; Zygnematophyceae; Desmidiales; Closteriaceae.
AUGCAGAGUCGGUCGUCCCAGGCUUCUGAAGCGCAUGACUGGCGCGCGGCUCUCAGAGCCCGGGGCCGUUCUUUCCAGACCACGAUGCAAGACGGGGGCGCGAAGCAGGAGCAGGAGCAGCAGGUGGAGAGUCGCGAGGGCAAACGUGCCGGUGACGGCUUGCCGGAAGCCGGUAGGCUUACAAGCAACUGGACCGGGUCGUCAGACGCCGGCAGGUUCACAGGCGGCGAUCGCCCGUCGGAGGCAGACAGUGGAUCUUCCGACGUCAGCAAGGAGUUAUUGAACAACAACGGCUCGUCUUCUUACGUCCGCGGGUCAGCGGUUGCUGCGGCGUCUUACGCGGCGUCGCAAAGCCAGCGCGAGGCUUGUGAACCGGGCGCUGCUAGCUCCGCGCGGUCAGCGAUGGAGGAAGUGCGACGCGUGGAGCGGAAGAUGGAAGCCAUGGAAUCCAGGCAAGGAAAACUUGGAUUGGAUUGUCCUCCUGAGUUGGAUCGCGCGGUUGACGCGGAUCGGUCUCUCGACUCGAACGCCGUCGAACGUAAAAGGGAGGCGGUGGAUCGCACCAUCGAGUCGCCUGAAGCGUCUUCUGGUGUGCUGCAGAAUGACGCGUUGCUAAACAAAGCGGCUAUGGAACGAGCGAUAGAAGCCAUGGAACGAAUCGGCGCAAGUAGCGGCGGGGACGGCGGAGGCGACGAGGGAGCUGGGGGAAGAGCCGGUGAGGGGGAAAGCGGAGACGCGGAGGGGCGGCGGCGGGGGAGGGGGAAAGACGUGGCGGAACUAGAGAAGGAGGUGGAAGAGGCGAAGCAAGCGUCGCACCGCAUAGCCGUUAUGUUCUACCAGCAAGACCAGGAGCUUAAAGACCUGAGAGAGAAUCACCUGGCGCUUCAGGAGGACCAUAAGCGCAUAUCGGUUCAGCUACAAGCGGCGCAGGCGGAGACGGACGAGCUGUGGAACCAGCUGGCGGCGGCGUCCCGCCAGAAGGAGGCGGCGGAAGCUACGGCGGCGGAACUGCGCCUGAAGAUCCGCAUGCUCGCGGGGAACGUGGAGGAGCUGGAGGGGGAAGCGGAGGCCACCGGGGGUUGGGGCGGCGGGGGAAGAGGCGGAGGCGGAGGCGGAGGAGGAAGCGGAGGUGGAGGUGGGGGAGGGGUUGGCGGAACGACUGCCGUGGAGGGAGUUAGCAGUUUAGAGUCUGAUCUGGUUGGCUUGCGGAAACUCAAGGAGUUAGAAUGGGAGUUAAUAUCCGCGCGAAGCGCGCGCGACCGCGCUAUGACCGUCUUGGCGGGAAUGAGAGAGGAGUGGAAUAAUCUCCGCAAACUGCGCCUGCAGCUUGACGCGCUGACGGCUAGCAGGGAGGUUGCCGGCGGUUCUGCCGGCGCCAGCGGCGGCCGCGGUGCUCAUGCGAUGGACCGCGCAGCCAGGGGGAAACUUGCUGUGGAAGACGUGCGGGGAAGGGCAUAUAGCGGAACGAGGCGGGGGGAGGAGGACGCGGGGGAAGCGGGAGGGGAUGAGCUGUUAAAGGGAGUGGAGUCGGAGAUUGCGGAGGAGGCGGACAAGUGGCGGAAGGUGGUUGGUCAGCUGCAGGAGGACCACGUGCGCGCAGUCGUGGAGGCGCAAGACGCGGCGGAGAAAUGCGCGGGCGCGCGGAGGCAGGCGGAAGCCGCCAGUGAAGAAGCGAUGAGGCUUAGGCGGGACAUCGAGCGCGUAAGAGAGGAGAAGACUAUAGCAGAGGAGGAUCUGAGGGAUUUCCGCAAGGGUUGGAAGGACCUAGCCGGGCAUUUAGAAACUUUCGCGGCUAAGGUGAGCGAAAUGGAUGCGGAAUUAGCGGUGAAGAGAAAGGAGAGAGAGGUGAUGGCGAUGGAGAUCGAACGGUCCGUGAAAGAGCGCGAUCUGAUGGCUGUGGAGAUCGGACGGGUGAGAAAGGAGCGAGAUUUUAUGUCGGUGGAGAUCGAACGGCUGCGGAAAGAUCGCGAUCUGAUGGCGCUGGAGAUCGAACGGCUGAGCAAAGAGCGUGAUUUUAUGGCGGUGGAGAUGGAUCGGCUGAGCAAGGAGCGCGCAGAGGCGGAAGAAUCGGCGGAGCGCGCGCGGGGGGAGACGUGGGGAGAGCGGGAGAAGCGGCUGGGGGAAGUGCAAGAAGCGGAGGAAAAAGCGCGGAGGAUUCGCGAACGCGCGGGGAACGCGUUAGAAGCAUACGCGGAAGAGAGAAAAGAGAUUGAGAAUAUGUUACUGCACCGAGUGCAAACCUUACAGUCGGCGGUGGAGGAGUUGCAAGGGCAGCUUGAUCAUGUGCAAGGCGCGAAAAGCAGGCUCGCGCACGCCGCGGGGGCGUUCAUGCGGGAGUUUCAGUACACUGGCGCAGGGGGAGGGGAACGGGGAGGGGGAGGCGGAGGCGGAGCGGAAGGAGGGAGGUUUCGGGAGGCAGCUAACGAAUAUUACAGCGAAGGCGGGGCUUCCAGGGGAGUGGGCGCAGGGCUGGUCUUCCUGGAUGAUAGAGGGAGGGUGGAGAAUCUUGGCCUUCCAUCUACCGGAGAUGGUUUGGGGUUCAAAAUCGGACGGUCGUUAGAGCAGGGCUUGUCUGGGCGGCAGAUAAUUGAAGAGCUGGAUUAUCUGUCCGAUGGCGGGGGCUUGGGAGGCGGUAACGGCCGAGCCUCUGGAGCAGGUCGGGAUGAGACGGUCCGAGGCAUGGCUGGGCAGAGGGGCGUUGGAUCAAGAAGUGGUGGGCGAGGGGCGAUGGGGAUGACAGCCGCAGCAGCAGUGACUGCUGUAGACUAUGGAACAUCAUCCAUUGGGGGUGCUGGUGGUGGUGCUGGUGGUGCAAGGAGGUGGAGUGCAGCAGCAGAGCUUGAGCAAGCUUUACAGGCAGAUAGGGGUUGUGGUGUGGGGAGCAAUGUGGAUGAUGACAUGAGGUCAACACGCAGUGGGGGCAGCUCAAGGAGGGCUUAUGGCGGAGGAGGGGUAGGUGGAGGAGGGACAGGAGUAGGAGUAGGAGGAGGGUAUGGUGGUGGUGGUGCGGGGGCAGGGUUGCAGGCGAGGACUCCAAGGGAGAGUGCACGGGCUGGCGUGUUUUCAGACACAUAUGCUGCUCCGCGUCCAGCAUCUCGAGGCAGGGGCGGACUGCGUGGUUCCCUGGAGGAAGACGAUGGUGCCGAUGCUGUGUCAAUCGCCACUUCGAUUCGUCGGGAGAGGGAACGCGAGCGAGAGCGGGACCGAGACCGCGACACCGAGUAUCUGCAGCAGUGCGAUCGUGAGCGUCGAUUCCGGGAUGAGAGGGAGGACGACGACAGGAUAUCCGUUCACGCUCUGGAGAAGUAUGCGCCGAACCUGGCUCGCAGUUUGAACGUUGGCGGCAUUGCAUCUUCAGGAGUAGCUGGAGGCGGUAGGCGUGGGGUUGACGACGAUGAAGAUGCCAGGAGUGUUAGCAGUCGUAAGUCGUGCCUCUCAGGUGCUUCGAGAGGGAGUAGGUAUUCCACCACUUCGUCUGGUGCUGCUGCCACAGCGGCAAGGGGAAGGACUUCAAUGGGUGGCGCGACAAGCUUCGUGUCUCCGAGGGACCAUUCAACACUUUACUAG